ACUCCUCAUUCAUUUUGCCAAUCAUCUCACACCAGUUCAUUCUCAUUCCCCCAACACUCUCUGCUAUUACUUUCUGUUCAUCUCUUCAAACACACCUCAACGACCUCUUGCAGCCCCAUGAAUCUUGCUCUCUUCGGUCUGGCGACCAUCAUGGUCCUCAUUGGUCUAACAAUGUUGACCAACGUGAUCACACAAAAACUGAGUUCUCUGCGGGAUCCCUUACAAGUAUGGGAUGUUCUCCACGGAGUCGAUGUACUGCCAAUGCGACUGCGGGCUUGGAUCUUUUCGACCAUCGUCGGCUUGUCAAAUCCUUACGCCAGGUCAACCAACUUUCGUAUCACGGAAUUGCGCAAGGGUAAAGCGUGUGGCGUCAUGAAGGAAACAAAAUCAGUCUCCAACCCAUUUCGAUGUGUCCAUGCUGCGGCAUUGGUAACAUUUGGCGAGACAGUAGGGGGCCUGGCGCUCCUGACUCUGCUCGGCAAGAACGAUCGGGUCGUUCUCACAAACAUCAAUGCAGAGUAUAUCAAAGUCUCCCGCGGACUGUUGACCGCAAGCUCCAUUGUUGCUCCAAUCAAGGACCGGGAAUUGAGUGAAGUCAUUACUCAUGUCCUCAUCAAGAACGCGUCUUUUGAGACGGUCUCCAAACUGACCUUGACAUGGAAGGUAGACCUCAAGGGCUAAUUGAAACAAGAAAUCAAUAAAACCAAUCAUUCUAUUCAGAAAAGACAGACGAUCAAUGGAGUAAUACCUAAAGCGAAUCAGGUUGCGUCCUUUCAGAACCUUUGCGCACGAGCCCCGCGAUUACG
Gamsiella multidivaricata is the source of this 806-nucleotide messenger RNA. RefSeq lists its product as uncharacterized. NCBI's taxonomy places the organism in Eukaryota, Fungi, Mortierellomycota, Mortierellomycetes, Mortierellales, Mortierellaceae. The record is from RefSeq and is a predicted model, not a curated record. The transcript is spliced from 4 exons. Bases 118 to 681 code for a protein of 187 amino acids.